Messenger RNA from Agrilus planipennis (emerald ash borer), 2194 nucleotides. It is a transcript of the gene Ric, whose product is annotated as GTP-binding protein Rit2. Gene Ontology annotation, biological process: Ras protein signal transduction. Bases 151 to 915 code for a protein of 254 amino acids. The record is from RefSeq and is a predicted model, not a curated record. Lineage: Eukaryota; Metazoa; Arthropoda; Insecta; Coleoptera; Buprestidae. Gene Ontology annotation, cellular component: plasma membrane. Gene Ontology annotation, molecular function: GTPase activity; GDP binding; calmodulin binding. The transcript is spliced from 4 exons.
UCUAUGGGUAUGAUGUAAACAGAAGGGACGGGUUAUUAGUUGAAUGGGAUUUAAUUUUUCUUAAUUCAUAUUAAAGCGGUUCCUGGACGAAUGGAAAGUAAAGUAAUUUUAAAACGUUUAUGAGGAGCUAUUGAGACCUAUAAAAGCCUCAUGGCUGGAGAAAUGACGCCGGGUUGUAGUGGGCAGAAAAAGAAGAACAAACUUUUGAGGCAAGAUUCUAGACGAAAUGGCAAAGAUUCUGGAUCUGAAAGUCAAAAGAUAGCACCAGAAAACAGCUUACACACUACCAGAGGUGGAGUAAGAGUGUACAAAAUUGUGGUACUUGGUGAUGGAGGUGUUGGGAAAUCAGCAGUUACCCUUCAGUUUGUUAGCCAUAGUUUUCUCGAUUACCAUGAUCCUACCAUUGAGGAUUCUUACCAACAGCAAGCUGUAAUAGAUGGUGAACCUGCAUUAUUGGAUAUAUUGGAUACAGCUGGACAGGUUGAGUUUACAGCAAUGCGUGAUCAGUAUAUGCGUUGUGGAGAAGGUUUUUUAAUUUGUUACAGCGUGACUGAUCGACACAGCUUCCAAGAAGCACUUGAAUACAGAAAAUUGAUUCAGAAAGUUCGUGCCAACGAAGACAUACCUCUCGUUCUUAUAGGUAACAAAUUCGAUUUGCAAAUGCAAAGAAAAGUGUCUACAGAGGAGGGUAAGACGUUAGCGAAACAAUUUGGAUGCCCUUUUUAUGAAACGUCAGCGGCAUUGAGGACAUUCGUCGAUGACGCGUUUCACACUCUAGUCAGAGAAAUUAGAGCCAAAGAGAGACAGAAAUUAGGGCUUACAGACGGUUCAAGUAGAAAACCGAGGCGUUUAAGUAAAUGGUGGCGACUUAGAAGUAUUUUAGCUCUUGUUUUUAGACGCAAACGUAACAUUUAGUUAAAAGCGUUUUUUUUUUUAUUGUUUAAUGUUACCGGACGAAAUUGUCCUAAUAUUAAUUGCACAUAGGGUUGCUUCGAUAUUAAAGUUUUGAUAACGAUGUAUUAAAAUGUUCGGAAUUGUUUCCGGUAUUUAUAACUUGCAACAAACACAUUUAGUUUGCUUUUGAUUUCUUUUAUGGACUAUGGUAGAGACAAAACUGAAAACUUUUAAAAGACUUAGGUUGAAAAUAGUGAUUCCGAAACAUUGGCCAUUUUAGCUACGAUAUAUAGUUAAUUAGGUUUCAAUUUUACAUUUUUUUAAACGGAUACCUUAGGUUUAAUUAAUGAGUUAAUGAGCAUCUAGUAUUUAUUCAGUAUGAUAAAAAUUUAGGUGGCGUAUGGUUUAUUUAUUAAAACAAAUAACUUUUUGCUAUUAAUUUAAUGACAAUGAUGACAUUUAUUAAUUAUACAUACAGGACGUUUCACGACAAUGUUAGUUUGAAAGUAUGCAAGGAUGCCAAAAAAAUUUAAAAGCACGUGUAGGAGUAAAGUAUUAGGAAUUUUCUUAUUUUUUGACGAGCGUGAAUUUAUGAUUUUCUUGGUUUCCUAUAUAAUUUUUUCUUUCUAAGUCACUGAGGAAUAGUACCCGAUAUACAUAUUAAUGUAUGUACAGUAAUUGUUCUUGUUGUAAUCAAAUUAACGAGGCAAAAAUUAAAUUAUUGCAAAUUGUGCUUAUUGUAUCAUAAGAGAACAUAGUCAUUAGUAGUAAAUUUGCGCACAUUUUAUUACAUACGAAUGCCUUUAUUUAGCUUUUGCUUAUUUUUUAACUACAAGUUACUUUUUUCUCUAUUGAACAACAUUUAAAGACUGUUUUUAAUUGAACCUGCAAAAUGCAUACAGGGUCGUAGAUAUAUUAGUUGUUUUGCGAGAUAAUAAAAUUAUCAGUUAAUCAAAGGUCUAGGGUCGAUAGAGUAUAAAAAUGGUCGCAAUAGCAACGAGUUUAAUGCUGUCCAACAAACUUUUUAUUUAUUAAUAUUUGUUUCUUACGCUUAGUAUAAUAAUUUAUAAGAUUUAGGAGUGAGAGAGAUUUUCCUAGAAAUGCAUAAGAAUCUAUUAUAAUCUGAAUUAAAAGAGUUAGUACUUAUAUUUACUCAAUAUGAAAUAUAUCGGUAAUAAUGGUAAAAUACAAACAAAUUGUGCCUACCAAAAUAAUUGUAUUUAGUUAACUAUUGGAGUGAUUCUAAAUGUUAUGAAUUAACAGAAUAAGUAUAACGAAUUAAUUUUUUUAAAUAAUUAGU